Mugil cephalus (flathead mullet) is the source of this 4433-nucleotide messenger RNA. RefSeq names its product protein NLRC3-like. Gene Ontology annotation, molecular function: protein binding. The record is from RefSeq and is a predicted model, not a curated record. The coding region runs from base 188 to 3550 and encodes 1120 amino acids. The transcript has 10 exons. Lineage: Eukaryota; Metazoa; Chordata; Actinopteri; Mugiliformes; Mugilidae.
AGACCAGACUCACCUGUAAGGGGUGUUUCCUUCAUGAGUGAUCAGUCUAUGAAAUUACCCAUAGCAUUUAAGGAUGGAGACCACCCUGACCAGCAAAUUCAAGUGAACCAAGAGAGACCAGACUCACCUGUAAGGGGUGUUUCCUUCAUGAGUGAUCAGUCUAUGAAAUUACCCAUAUCAUUUAAAGAUGGAGACCACCCUGACCAGCAAAUGUGAGAAUUUAAAGCAAAUGUUUGUAGAUGCAUGUCUUUACUGUUUGGGGGGUUUAUUUAACUGUGAAAUGCACUUCAGUUCAGUUUAUAACCUAGAAUGUGAAUGUUUUUCUUGUGUCUGUAGUCAAGUGAACAAGGAGAGACCAGACUCACCUGUAACUGGUGUUUCCUUCAAGAGUGAUCAGUCUAUGAAAUUACCCAUAGCAUUUAAGGAUGGAGACCACCCUGACCAGCAAAUCCAAGUGAGUCCAGACCCACCUGAACUCAGCGACUGCUUGAGAAAAGAACCAAUUUCAUUCAAUGACAAACAACACUCUGUUGAGAAAAGUUCUGCUGAAGCACCUCCCCCGACCUCCCAGAAUACGUCCGAUGUUCAACAGAAACAUCUGGAUUCCAUUUUCAGGGAGCUGGAGGAGGAGCAGAAACAGGAGCUGAACAGGCUCAAGAAACUACUGGAUCCAAAAUCUUCAGGAGACUCAGAGAACCUGAGAGAAGAUGCUGGAGAAGAAGAGCAGAGAAGCAGCGACAGAGAUGCAGUCAUAAAUAUCGCAGUGAGCUUCUUGAGGAGAAGGAACCACGAGCAGCUGGCCAACAUUCUGCAGAGGAAAAUUCGUGUUCCAGUUUGUCAAGGUAAAUUGAAGUCCAGCCUGAAGAGGAAGUUUCAGUGUGUGUUUGAGGGAAUAGCCCGAGCAGGAAACCCAACGCUUCUCAGUCAGAUCUACACAGAGCUCUACAUCACUGAGGGUGAGAGUAAAGAAGUCACUGAUCAACAUGAGGUCCGACAGAUAGAAGCAGCCUCUGGGAAACAAGCAAGAUCAGCAACCACGGUCAGAUGUGAAGAUUUAUUUAAACCUUUACCUGGAAGGAAUGAGCCGAUCAGGACAGUGUUGACAAAGGGAGUGGCUGGAAUUGGUAAAUCAGUCUUAACACAGAAGUUCACUCUGGACUGGGCUGAAGACAAAACCAACAACAACAUACAGCUUAUCUUCCCAUUCACGUUCAGAGAGCUCAGUUUGUUGAAAGAAAAAAAGUUCAACUUGGUGGAACUUGUUCAUCACUUCUUUACUGAUCUCAAAGAACCAGGGAUAUGCAGUUUAGAAGAGUUUGAGGUUGUGUUCAUAUUUGAUGGUCUGGAUGAGUGUCGACUUCCUCUGAACUUCCACAACAAUGAGAUCCUGACUGAUGUCACAGAGUCCACCUCAGUGGAUGUGUUGCUGACAAACCUCAUCAGGGGGAAACUGCUUCCCUCUGUUCACCUCUGGAUAACCACACGGCCUGUAGCAGCCAAUAGGAUUCCUCCUGAGUAUGUUGACAUGGUGACAGAGGUCAUAGGGUUCAAUGACCCCCAGAAGGAGGAGUACUUCAAGAAGAGAUUCAGGGAUGAGAAGCAGGCCAGCAGAAUCAUCUCCCACAUCGGGACAUCACGAAACCUCCACAGCAUGUGCCACAUCCCAGUCUUCUGCUGGAUCACUGCUACAGUUCUGGAUCACACCCUGACGACCAAAGACAAAUCAGAGCUGCCCAAGACCCUGACUGAGAUGUACGUCCACUUCCUGGUGGUGCAGACCAAACUGAGAAAUGUAAAGUACCACAAAGAAGCUGAAAGAGAUAAAAUCUGGAACAAAAACACCAAGAAGACCAUUCUCGCUUUGGGGAAACUGGCUUUCAAGCAUCUGUAUAAAAGAAACUUGAUCUUCUAUGAAACAGAUCUGACGGAAUGUGACAUUAACAUAACAUCUGCCUCAAUUUACUCAGGACUGUUCACAGAGAUCUUCACAGAAGAGAGUGGGAUAACCCAAGCGAAGGUCUUUUCCUUUGUCCAUCAGAGCAUUCAAGAGUUUCUGGCUGCACUCUACGUCUUUGUGAUGAUCAUCAACACUGGUAAAGACAUGAUAAGAGGAAGGCAGCUUGCAUUACCAUUUGAAACUAAGCUGAAAAAACUCUACCAGAGGGCAGUGGACAAUUCUUUACAGAGUCCCAGUGGACACCUGGACUUAUUUGUCCGCUUCCUCCUGGGCCUUUCACUGGACACUAAUCAGACUUUCCUACGAGGUCUGCUGACAAAGACAGUAAGUAAACCACAGGUCAAAGAAAUGCUGGUGCAGUAUAUCAAGAAGAUAAUCAGGGAAAAUCCCCCUCCAGAGAGAAGCAUUAAUCUGUUUCACUGCCUGAAUGAACUGAAUGAUCAUACUUUAGAGGAGGAGAUCCAACAGAGUUUGAGAUCAGGAAGUUUCUUUGAAAGUAAACCGACUCCCUCUCAGUGGUCAGCGCUCAGCUUCAUCUUACUGUCAUCACAAAAAGAUCUGGAUGUGUUUGACAUGAAGAAAUUCUCAGCUUCAAAUGAGUUACUUCAGUGGCUGCUGCCAGCGGUCAAAGGAUACAAAAAGUGUCUGCUCAGUGACUGCAACCUUUCAUGGAGUAGUUGUGAAGUUCUAGUCCAAGUUUUAACCUCCAACUACUCAAAUCUGAGAGAGCUGGACCUGAGCAACAAUGACCUGCAAAAUGAGGGAGUAAAGCUGCUCUCAGAUGGACUCCAGAGUCCAGAGUGUAAACUGGAGGUACUCAGGUUGUCAGGCUGUCUGAUCACAGAGGAAGGCUGUAAUUUUCUGGCCUCAGCUCUGAGUUCAAAUCCUUCCUAUCUGAGAGAGCUGGACCUGAGCUACAAUCCUCUAGAAGAAUCUGAUCUGAUGCAAUUGUCUGCUGGACUGCAGGACCCAAACUGGGAACUGGAAAUUCUCAACACUGAUCAUUGUGGAAACUGCAGAUUGAGACCAUCCCUCUUCAAGUACUUCUCUGAACUAGAACUGGACCCAAACACAGCACACAGAAACCUCUUACUGUCUGAAAACAACAAAGAAGUGAAGGUGGUGAAAGAGAAGCAGCCGUAUCCUGAUCAUCCAGAGAGAUUUGACGGAUGGAAGCAGCUGCUGUGCACUGAAGGUCUGACUGGACGUUGUUACUGGGAGGUCCAGUGGAGAGGAAGGGUUUGGAUAGGAGUGACAUACAAAGGCAUCAGAAGGAAGGGAACUAGAGACGACUGCUGUAUUGGAUGGAAUGAUCAGUCCUGGUGUGUCUCCUGCUCGCCUCAGGGUUUCAUUGCCUGGCACAAUAACACACCAUCAAUCAUCAACACACCCCCACCCACUGACUCCAACCAGGUAGCAGUGUAUCUGGACUGGAAGGCUGGAACUCUGUCCUUCUACUCUAUCCCCUCCAGAAGCUCCUUUAAUAGAAGGAUCCACCUCCACACCUUUCACUCCACAUUCACCCAACUCCUCUACCCUGCUGUUGGUUUUGAAGAAGGUACAGAGUCUUCAGCUACUCUGACUCUGAUUUAAUGAAGGUUACCUCCUUGACUCUCAGGACAGACUGAGAUAAACAGAUCCAAGCUGUAAUAGAGCUGAACCUUGUAAAGACAAAUCUCUGGCUGUUUGUGGAUGAGCAAAGAAAUAUUUCCAAGACAGAAUUAAUGCAGCUAGAGGAGCAAAGUUAUGAAGUGCAACAUAAAAUAGCGCUUUACCUCUCCAGAGCCUCAGAGCACUGGAUGCAUUAUCCUCACUAGGGUCAUUGGGGUUGCUGUAGCCUAUCCCAGCCGUCAUCGGGUGGGGUUGCCAGUCUAUCACAUCACAACCAUGUCUUUGGAGGGUGGGAGGAAACCCAUGCAGACAGUUUCAGGAGGUCACUCAUCUCCACUGCCAUCAAAUACACAAUUCUAACUGUCAGCGGUCUAAUGGUUAAUGGCUUGGCUGAUUGCACUGACUGUUGCGCCACUGUCUGUAUAUCUCAUGUCUGUACAUAAAUGCUUGUGUAUCCCUAUAUGUAAAAUGGACUGUAGAUUGGACUGUAUAUAUAUAUAUUUGUAAUUCUUACCACCUAUUUCUUAUCCUUAUUCUAUUUUUAUUUUUUAUUAUUAUUGUUACACAUACAUUUAUAUAUUUAACAAAAUUGAAAAAUAAAGAAUAAAGCUGCACUGUUUCCUAGGAACUGAAUGGGCUCUUAGCCAAUUGAGGGGAACCUGACAGGGUCAGUGUGUAAUAUUCAGCCUUGUGAUUGGCUCAGCAGUGAUAGGGGCGGGGCCUACUGUGUACAAGAGGCGUAGGUGAGCUGUUGAUCCUUCAACUAAAAUAUGUUGAAUUCAUGUUAAUGUGUAUUUAAAUAAAUUGAAAUGUGUGAGGGAAAACUGUGGGUGGAAAUUAAAAAAAUGGAAUGUAUGUAAAAAAA